Lichtheimia ornata is the source of this 240-nucleotide messenger RNA. RefSeq lists its product as uncharacterized. The record is from RefSeq and is a predicted model, not a curated record. The coding region runs from base 1 to 240 and encodes 79 amino acids. Lineage: Eukaryota; Fungi; Mucoromycota; Mucoromycetes; Mucorales; Lichtheimiaceae. The transcript is spliced from 2 exons.
AUGUCGCUACCAGCCAAACUCGAUCCAGGGGUCGACCUCUUCGACGACGACGACCAAAAAAAUAUUUUUUGGGCUGUUUGCGACAUUGAACGCGAAACUUUCACACAAGGUGCUGUUGGCCAAGCCGAGCACAUUGCUCUAUUCAAAACCCGACGUUUCAUUGUAAACUUUGGAGAUACAGGCACCUUUAUGUUUCUGGACCCUGGCAGAGCAAAAGAUGCAGAAGGUCGUGUUGUGUAA